UCAAAACAAAAACAUUCAAAACGGUGAUGUGUCAUUGUGCUGGUUCGAAGUUUUAUAUUUUGUAAAAAACGAAUCGCUGAGCUGAGUUAAAUCGCUGUUAAUUGAUGAAUGGACAUCUGAAAGCCGUAGUUUGAGUAGAUUCGUUGUCCGGAAGUCCUUUGUCCGCUUCGAGCCGGUAAAGCCAUGGAAUCGCAAAAGUAUACGCUGUCCUCGAUCCGACAGGACAUUGUUGAUAACAAUUUGCACGUCAAAGCCAUCGUUCAGGACAUUCUUGCAUUCCGAGGUACGAUUGCGGAGCUAGAUACGCUCAAUGAAGCUGGCCGAGGGAAGUUGGCCGCACUUAGAAAAUGUAUCGAACGGCUGGAUGAUUGGGCUCGCGAUGAGGGUGACCAGAAUGUGUACAAAGAAGUUGACCAGCACAGGGAGCAGUUCACAAAGACACUGCAGGCAUUCCGUAAAGCAAACAUAUCGACCAUGCUUGAAAUUGAAAAGCUCGCAAAGGACGAACUAUUCGCGUUAAGUCCGGAUAAUGAACUGAGGCAACGGCAUCCGGGGGGUGGCCCCAGUAAGGGCAACCGGUCCACUCUACUGUCCCAGCAGGAAAGCGUAACCGAUCGGAUGCGCUCGAUAUCGCAGCAGCUAUCGGAGACGACCCAGAAAAGUGCCGCAACCCUGGAUACGCUCAUAUCCUCAAGCGGUAGCAUCGAGGGAACCCGGGAUGAGCUGCUCAAUACGGCCGGGACGAUUUCACAGUCCGGCAAGUUGUUGAAAAAAUACGGCCGCCGGGAGUGUACCGACAAAAUUCUACUCUUCUUCGCUUUUGCAUUUUUUCUGGCUUGUGUGUUCUACAUCAUGCAAAAGAGACUGUUUUAGGCUUGUAGCAAACGAAAAAAAAAUCGUGUUGUUCUCUGUUAAAUGUUAAACUAUUUUUUAAUCAGCACACCUGCAACAACUACGACAGCAGCAAGUGUUAGGGGAUACAAUCAUGGACGAGAUUUCCUUUUUUAAGUAUUGUUUUAGGUAGAUCAGAAAAUGACAGAUUAUUCCUCCUAGCAGUAAAUUGUUUUAAACUUUGGCUCAAAUCAUUUGCCAAAUCUAUAGCACAAGGCCAGCUUGUACUUGUAUGUAUAUCUUUGAACUCAAAAAGGCCAGUCGUAAGAAAAUAAGAAAAGAAAAGACAAACUAAUCUUGCUCGUUCAACUCGUUUCGAUUGUUAAAAUUGGUCCAACAAUAACAAUAAAUUAUGAUCCUCUCAGUACAGGAGACUGUUUCAUGUUGGACUCAAUCUAGAAGUGGUACCUAGUUGGUGUUGUAGUAGGACACCGCGCGUGUAUGAGUGCUGUUGAGAAAUGAAAGAGUUUUGCCACUGUUCCCGGACGCAGCAACAUCCCUUGCAACAUUACUACACAUCAUCACCCUGCGUGCGUGAGUUUAGAAAGUUUCGUGGUACCUACGCGUUCGUUAGGAGAAACAAAAAAAAACACCUAAGUAUAUGUAUUUGCAUUUACCAAUUUAAGCUACGAGUACAUAACCACUAAAAUGAACUUAAAACUAAAGUACACUACACCUAUUUAUGAGUAAAUAAAUGGCUAA
Messenger RNA from Uranotaenia lowii, 1593 nucleotides. It is a transcript of the gene Sec20, whose product is annotated as vesicle transport protein SEC20. Gene Ontology annotation, molecular function: SNAP receptor activity. Lineage: Eukaryota; Metazoa; Arthropoda; Insecta; Diptera; Culicidae. Bases 184 to 873 code for a protein of 229 amino acids. Gene Ontology annotation, cellular component: SNARE complex; endoplasmic reticulum. Gene Ontology annotation, biological process: retrograde vesicle-mediated transport, Golgi to endoplasmic reticulum. The record is from RefSeq and is a predicted model, not a curated record. The transcript is spliced from 3 exons.